CCCGCAUAUACAGCCUCGACCGUGUGUUGGUUCAGCGCAACCCACAGGCUACUAAGCAAUACUACUGUUCAUAAACUGACCCAAUCCGCCAUGUCUCUGAUUCAUGCAUUAGUUGCUCAGGGAUCGACUAUUCUCGCAGAGCACAAGAGUGGCCAGAGAGAUUUCUCUCAAGCAACGCAAACCAUUUUGUCGAAAAUCCCACCUAACAACAGCAAACUCACGUAUGUUUGGGAGCAGUAUCUCUUUCACUAUGUCUCCGAGGGAGGGUUCACGUACCUCGUGAUGGCCGAUGAUUCCGCUGGAAGACGCAUGCCGUUCGCCUUCCUCGCAGAGCUUCAGCAGAAGUUUAAUGCUCUCCCCUCUGCUUCCUCCGCAUCUUCGGGGCCCGCCUAUGCGCUCCAGGGUACUUUCGGCCCAACCAUCGCGCAGCUCAUGCACACAUACAACACGAGCCCGCCUGCGGACGAGCUCUCGCGCGCGCAGUCAGAGCUCUCGCAGGUGAAAGACAUCAUGGUGCAGAACGUCGAACAGAUCCUGUCACGCGGCGAACGUAUUGAGCUGCUCGUCGACAAGACGGACAACAUGGCGAGCCAGGCGACUGCGUUCCGCCGCGGCGCACGGACGGUGCGGCGGAGCAUGUGGUGGAAGAACAAGCGGGUCGUUGGUCUCAGCUUCGUUGUAGCUUUGCUCCUGAUCUGGAUCCUCGCUGCUCAGGUCUGUGGUGCUGGCCUGAACCAGUGCGGCGCAAAGUCAGACUCGUGAUAAAACUUUCUCUAGACAUAUGUUACUUGUUUCAUCUUACCACUGCACUCUCAUUUCAUCUGCGAUUCGGAACCUACUGUACGUUAUAUAUUAUUUUAUCUGUACUUACUACGUGGCUCGGGAUGUAUUUGAUACUCACAGAGCUCACGGCAAUUGCGAGAGCUGUCCAUCAACCAAUCCCUUUGAAGG
Molecule: messenger RNA, 951 nt
Organism: Postia placenta MAD-698-R-SB12
Lineage: Eukaryota; Fungi; Basidiomycota; Agaricomycetes; Polyporales; Adustoporiaceae
Exons: 5
Coding region: 91-762 (223 amino acids)
Biological process (GO): vesicle-mediated transport
Cellular component (GO): membrane
Source: RefSeq, a predicted model, not a curated record